This is a messenger RNA of Erythranthe guttata (spotted monkey flower), 805 nucleotides long. RefSeq names its product nascent polypeptide-associated complex subunit alpha-like protein 5. Gene Ontology annotation, cellular component: nascent polypeptide-associated complex. Lineage: Eukaryota; Viridiplantae; Streptophyta; Magnoliopsida; Lamiales; Phrymaceae. The record is from RefSeq and is a predicted model, not a curated record.
GCUUCUCUCUCUUCUUCGCUUUCUCCUCCAAGAUUCAACCAUGUCUGAAACAGGAAAAACCCUCGUCGACCAACAGGAAAAGUUUUAUGAGGAGCCCGAGUACGCUUAUGGUGUCAAGGAUGGUGAUGAAGAUGGAAAUAUCUUCUCAGAUGAAGAAGUGUCUGAAGAUGGCGAAUCGAUCCAAACUCGAAUCGAGCAGAUAUCAAUGCUUAAAAAGGAGUUCAUGUCAGGUGGGCAGCCGAGACUCGAAGAAAUGAUCCGUGUCAGACAACUCACGGAUCUCCUGAAUCUUGAAAUGGCAAUGCACAAUCUUGAUAUGAAGCCCAUGCCAUGUGUCAGCCAAGUCACCAUCAAGAGAAUCAAAGAUACGAAGGUUGUCAUAUCGAAUCCAACUGUUUACAAGGUCCCGAAUUCAGACACGUACGUUAUCUUAGGGAAUGAUGCACAAAUCGAAAAUUUGAGUUCGCUGUUGCAGCAGGCUAUGGUUCGCCGUAAUGCGAGUAAUGAUGUGGCGGAGAGUGAGUCUGAGUCAGACGAGAGCGGGUCAGACGAAGAUGACGUGGACGAGAGCGAGUCAGAUGAUGUGGACGAGAGCGGUUCAGAAGAAGAUGACGUGGACGAGCGCGGUUCAGAAGAAGAAGAUGACGUGGACGAGAGUUGGUACGAGAACCUGAGUUGGUCGGAACAAGCGGAUAUAAAGAUGGUUACGAAUCUCACUGGGGUUUCGAAACGUAAAGCUGCUAAAGCUCUCAAGGAAUUCGAUGGAGAUAUUGUGACUGCUAUUAUGGAGCUCGACUCGAAUUAG